AUGAUGCUGCUCGGGGCCGCUGCGCCGGCACUCGCCCGCCCUCAGCUGGCGGGUCGCUCUCUCGCCGCUGCGCCUCUCCGCGCUCCCGGCGCCUCCCCGCGCGCUGCGCGCCGCUCGCAGGUACAGUCCCGAUGGCAGCCCGCGCGCGCAACGCAGUACGCUCUCGAAGCCUCUCCGUGCGACACGGCGCGCAACCUAUCACAGGUGAUAUCACGCCAGCCGAUCGCCCAGGGCCGUGCGCUCCCGGCUCUGCAGGCCGAAGGACGCUCGCGCAGCAGCUUGGUGGUGAAGGCUGAGGCUGGGGCCGUGGCAGCGCUGUCCGGAAAGACCAAGAAGAAGUCGCCGUUCCCCUUCACGAAGAUCGUCGGACAAGAGGACCUCAAGCUCGCGCUCAUCCUGUGCCUCGUCGACCCCUCCAUCGGCGGCGUUCUCAUCAUGGGCGACCGCGGCACGGGCAAGUCGAUGGCCGUGCGCUCGCUGACGAACCUCCUGCCUGAGCUCGACGUCGUCGAGGGCGACUUCUGCAACUCUGACCCGAACGACUCGAAGCUCAUGGGCCCCGACGCCCUCGCGCGCGCCAGGGCCGGCGAGACGCUCCCCGCGCUGAAGAUGCGCACGCCGCUCGUGGAGCUGCCGCUGGGCGCGACGGAGGACCGCAUCUGCGGGACCAUCGACAUCGAGAAGGCGCUGCAGGAGGGCGUCAAGGCCUUCGAGCCGGGCCUGCUCGCGCGCGCGAACCGCGGCAUCCUGUACGUCGACGAGGUGAACCUGCUGGAGGACUCGCUCGUGGACCUGGUGCUGGACAGCGCGGCGUCGGGGGUGAACACGGUCGAGCGCGAGGGCAUCUCGAUCAUCCACCCCGCGAAGUUCGUGCUGGUCGGGUCGGGGAACCCGCAGGAGGGCGAGAUGCGGCCGCAGCUGCUGGACCGGUUCGGGAUGUCGGUGACGAUUGGCACGAUCAUGGACAACGACAUGCGCGUCGAGCUGGUGCAGAACCGCAUGGCGUACGAGCGCGACGCGGAGGCGUUCGCGGAGGAGGCCAAGGCGGACAUGGACGCGCUGCGAGACAAGAUCGUUGCGGCGCGCGCGUCGCUGACCAAGGUGACGACGCCCGCGGACCUGAAGCUGAAGAUCAGCGAGUGCUGCAGCGCGCUCGAGAUCGACGGGCUGCGCGGGGACAUCACGGUGAACCGCGUGGCGCGCGCGCUCGUCGCGUACGAGGGCCGGACGGAGGUGGAGCUGCACGACGUGGACCGGGUCAUCUCCAUGUCCCUCGCGCACCGCAUGCGCAAGGACCCGCUGAGCGACAUCGACGGAGGGACGAAGGUGCAGCUGGUGUGGAACAGGUGCCGCGACCCGGAGGCGUUCGCGCGGGAGCAGGCCGAGAAGGAGGCCAAGAAGCAGGAGGCGUUUGAGAAGCAAAAGGCGGAGGCGGCGGCGGCGAAGGAGCGCGGGGAGGUGGCGCAGGACCCCGAGAAGCGCAAGGGCAUGAAGAAGGGGGCCUGGACGGGCCUGCCGUUCUAG
This is a messenger RNA of Pedinophyceae sp. YPF-701, 1524 nucleotides long. The record is from the annotation of a GenBank genome assembly. Lineage: Eukaryota; Viridiplantae; Chlorophyta; Pedinophyceae.